This is a messenger RNA of Brassica napus (rape), 1694 nucleotides long. Its product is annotated as protein NRT1/ PTR FAMILY 1.3-like. The coding region runs from base 16 to 1683 and encodes 555 amino acids. Gene Ontology annotation, cellular component: plasma membrane. Gene Ontology annotation, biological process: transmembrane transport. Gene Ontology annotation, molecular function: transmembrane transporter activity. Lineage: Eukaryota; Viridiplantae; Streptophyta; Magnoliopsida; Brassicales; Brassicaceae. The transcript has 5 exons. The record is from RefSeq and is a predicted model, not a curated record.
CCAAUAGAAACCAACAUGGAUCAAGAAGCUCUUCUCGUUGGAAAAGCUACGGACCAGCACCCGGAAAAACGCACUGUUUCGACCAUUUCGUGUAUUCUUGCAAGUCAGGCUUUGGAGAAACUUGCGUAUUACGGAUUAGUACCGAACAUGAUACUUUACUUGACGGUGGAGUACGGCAUGGGAACGACGGAAGCGGCCAACAUCCUCUUCCUCUGGUCUGCCGCCACCAACUUCUUCCCUCUUAUCGGAGCUUUCAUCGCUGAUUCAUACACGGGUCGUUUUCCUCUUAUCGGAUUUGGAUCCUCCACUAGCCUUCUGGGAAUGCUUUCAUUAUGGUUGGCAGCAAUGAUCCAACCAAAAUGCGACAAAUCAAUAGACGUAUGCCAACCAACUACACCAUUCCAACUUCUUCUCCUAUAUUCAUUUUUUACCCUCACAUCUAUCGGUGCCGGCGGCGUUAGGUCCUCCUGCUUAGCCUUCGCCGCCGAUCAGCUCCAACUCAACAGCACAACACGUAUCUCCACGACAGCACUAGAAACCCUGUUUAACUGGUAUUACUUUUCGGUCAUGCUCGCUUACUUUCACUCCGAAUCGUUGCUCGUCUUCGUUCAGACAAAGUAUGGCUGGCAAAUCGGUUUUGGAGUCUCUCUCGCUGUCAUGGCUCUAUCUGUCGCUAUGUUCUUUGUGGCUUCUCCGUUUUAUGUCAAGUUUAAGUGUGGGCCUAGCCUCGUUUCUGGACUUUUCCAGGUUCUUGUUGCUGCUUUUAGGAACCAACAUGUUGAUUUAGCAUCGGAGGAGCAUGUUAUAUCGUACCAUCACGAAACAGGACCUUCAUUUUCAAUUCCAAGCCAGAAAUUGAGGUAUUUGAACAAAGCUUGCGCCACCAGUAACCCAAGGCAAGACCUAACCCUAACAGGAAACUCACAGAACCCAUGGAAGCUGUGUACUGUACAACAAGUAGAAGACUUUAAAUCUCUAGUCAACGUUCUACCAAUCUGGUCAACGGGAAUCAUCUUGUCACUUGUUACAGCUUGUCAAGCCUCCUUCAUAGUUCUUCAAGCCAAGGCCAUGGAUCGUCGCACUUUCAUCAAGGGUUUCGAGAUUCCUCCGGGAUGUUAUGGCGUUUUCAUGAUCAUCUCCUUCGUGGUCUUCCUUGUUAUUUACGAUAUUGUUGUCGUCCCGUUGGUCUCUUGGGCUCUAAGAAAGCCUAGACUGGGAGUUAUGGUGAGAAUGGGAGCUGGGAUUGCAAUAUCGGUGCUAUGCAUCUCGACUCUAGCGAUAGUGGAGUAUGUUAGAAGAAAAAGAGCUAGAGAGGAGGGAGGUACGAUGUUGUCUGCGAUGUGGCUAUUACCAUACAUGCUACUAGGAGGCAUUUCGGAAGCACUUAUAUCGAUAGCACAGAACGAGUUCUUCUACUCCGAGCUUCCCAAGUCCAUGUCAAGCGUCGCCACCACACUCUCCGGCCUCAACAUGGCCGCCGCAAGCCUCGUCUCCUCCUGGAUCGUCACCGCAGUAGAUACAGCCACCUGCCGGAGCUGGAUCACAGAGGAUAUAAACGAGGGACACUUGGACUAUUACUAUUGGCUCAUGACAGCAUUUUCUCUUCUCAAUGUUGUGUAUUUUGUUUGGUGUAGCAAAGCUUAUGGUAAAUGUAAAAGUGAUACAGAUAAUUCAAUAAAUUAGUUAUGUAAGUA